AUGGAGAUCAUCGGAAUCUCAUAUCUAAUUAGCUGGAUAACAGAAACAUUAGGUGAGUGCGGGGACGGGUACGUUUAUAUAGGAUAUUUUGAGUUUUUACACUCUUUUAAAUCUGGAAAUGGGGGAAUAUAUUCUAUUCUGCAAUGUUAUAAUUCCAAUAAAUUAUUAAUAAAUAGAAAGAAUGAAUAAGAGCAUGUCUAGAUAAAUAAUAUUAUAACACGUUUGAUAUAUACUGUAUAUAUAUAUAUAUAUAUAUGUAUAUCAAAAUUAUCUAGAUAGAAGGUACAAAAUGCUGAAUAUUAUUACUAUCUCCACCAUAUUCAAGGCAUUUAUUUAAUUAACCCUUUAAUGACACAACUUCUGGAAUAAAAGGGAAUUAUGACUGAAUAUUACCAUCAUGUGUCCUUAAGGGGUUAAAGCUCUUGUUUAGUAUCCUAGUUAAGAUGGCAUUACCUAAUACAUGCCACGGGCACAUCUAGUCUAUGGAAUACUUAAAUAUUAAUAAUGUUCAUAACUUUCUGUGUGUGACGAGCUGAGCCUCGUCACGUGUUCUUGGAGCGGCCUGCUGGCCAGCCUCUUAGCAAAAGACUAUGGGCCCUUUAAAAAACUAUGUGAUCAGACUUGGUUCGUGGGAUUUAUAUUUAGUUUGGGAACCGAACAGCCGCACAAACCGGAGACCACCCUAGAGCCUGUUAAGCCUAAUUGCUACUUUGUAGCAAUUUCCACCGCAGUGUUCUAAGUGUUCAUCUGGUUGGCCUAAUUUCCUAUGGAUGAUCACGGGGUGGCGGCCAUCUUGUUUGCAUGAACACAAGCAGCGUGGUCGAGUUCAUGGAACUAUUUUCGCACACUAAAACUUCCAAACUCCACUGGACUGGACUGGAGUUAGGUGUUAUAGCACUUAGGAAGACACUGUUCGGUGGAAAAGCUCCAGGGUAAGACUAUUGACUAUGUUCGAUAGUUUGUUCAUUUUUAAACUACCUAAGUAGACCAAACGCAAGCCCUGAUUCUCUGGAACUGUUUUGGGCAAGGGACCAUGCGUGCAGUCAAAUUAUGACUUCCAGUAAAUUCCUGAACCUCUAAACUGAUCUGGGUGAUUUUUGGAUAUAUCGGUCACCCAGAUCAGGGCUAUCAGGUUUUUUUUUUAAUAAAAUUGUAUGUUUUCUGUGCCUGGAGAUAAUUGAGUUUAAUACAGUACUGACUGAAUUAUCUCCCAUGCAUAGGGGAGGGAUUGACCUAUUUUGUAUGGGAGUUUCCUGGACCUGAGAGCCAAUGUUAUCGUGUGUAUGUUUUUACUGUAGUCUACUCUCAGGUCUGUGGGGAGGUGCCCCUUGCAAGGGGACCUGCAUAUAAGGCCAGUUGUGGCUGCCAUUAAAGAGAUUAGUUUUACCCUUCAUGAAGUCUAGGCUCAUGUUUGGGAGAUUGGAAGCUAUAUUCACACUCUGGGGUUUGCUAUAAUCACUAUACUUCCUUGGAUCACAACACUUGUUCUUGUAAGAGCAAUCUGCUUCACUCUCUGGACUAGGAGAGGUCUACCCAUUGGAAGCUGGAUCCUAGUCUUGGGUCCAGGGUGGGUGGAGGACAGCGAGACCCCAACCAAGCUGCGGUUGUUUGGGGAGUUUACGGUGGUUAUAAUGUUCCAGUGCGGUGCUUUUGGUGCUCGCAAGUACUAGGAAGCAGUGAUUGAUGGAGGUACCCGGUCCAUAUGCCAGGGGGUUCCUCACACUGUGAUUAUAAUACACAAGUUUUAUUUUGUGUUCUUUCUCUAACCAUAUGUUCAUUAUUAUUUGUUUAAAACAGGUUUGGCGGCAAACAAAAACAUUAAAGGUGAUGGCUUUGUGGUAACUGAAAAGAAGAGCCGCAAGAAUGCCAAAACACUGAUUCAAAAUGCAAAGAGGAUUAUAAGAAAAAUCAAAAGGAAUGUUGUGAAAAAACUUGAAAUUUAUGGAAAUAAAACAUUAUGUGUAAAGAUGAAGGCAAGCAAUCGGCAUAUCAGGUGCCAGAAGAAACCAUGUGUUCCUCAAAAAGAACAACCUGUGUCUGGCAUUACCACACAGGUCUCAUGUGGUGCUUCAAUCAAUCAAGGAGCCACUACUUCCAAUAAUGUGGAAUUAGACACAACAGAUCAUCUAAGAGGAUGUUCUCUUCCUACUAAGAAACAGAAUGCAAAGAAAACUUUGCACAUCAAAAAUAUUAAUCAGGAAAUAUUACAUCAGAUUGCUGCUCAUUACAAAAAAGAGGUUCUGCAUAAGAGCAAAACAACUUUACUCCAAGAAUCAUUUCAGCAAAUUGUGCCAGAUAAAGUGGUUGAACCAAAUGUUCCACAAAACGUAAAUGAACCAACCGUGCCAGAUGAAGUGGAUGAAUCAACUUUUCCACAAAACAUAAAUGAACCAACCCUGCCAGAUGAAGAGGGUGAACCAACUUUUCCACAAAACGUAAAUGAACCUACCAUGCCAGCUCAAGCUGAUGAACAACCUGUGUCACAAGAAGCAGGUCCUAGUGACAUACCUGAGAAAAACAAAGAACAACACACAGCUGUGCAUUGUGUUGAUAAAAAGCAAGAUGGGCAAUGGCUGCCAUGGCUCAACCUCACACAAGAGCACAAGGACGUUAUAAUCAACGAUGAGUGGUUGGAUGACACAAUAAUUGAUGCUGCCCAGACUCUUCUUAAAAUGCAAUUCAAUACAGAUGGAUUGCAGAGCUGUGUCCUAGCACAAGUUGGCAUGAUGCCUGUGACCAGGGAGGCUGUUCAAAUUCAUUAUGAUGUGAAUCGUCACCAUUGGUUCACAACAGCCUUUAAGAAAGGGAUUGUUGAGGUUGUGGACAGUUUAAGAACAUCACACCUGUCUCCUUCCGCCAGAAGAGAGAUUGGCCAAUGCUAUGGUAAUGUCAUGAAGAACCCACUUAAACAAGUUCACAUGCGGAAAGUGGACCAGCAACCAAACGAUGACGAUUGUGGUGUUUUCGCAAUUGCAAAUGCUUUUGAGUUGCUCAGUGGAAGAAAUGCAACAUGCAAAUAUCUUCAUCGUCAAAUGAGAAAACAUCUGAUUUCUUGCUUGGAGAACGGAAAAAUCACAGAGUUCCCAAAGAGAUUUUAA
Molecule: messenger RNA, 3098 nt
Organism: Pelobates cultripes (western spadefoot toad)
Lineage: Eukaryota; Metazoa; Chordata; Amphibia; Anura; Pelobatidae
Source: the annotation of a GenBank genome assembly